Schistosoma guineensis is the source of this 2358-nucleotide messenger RNA. The record is from the annotation of a GenBank genome assembly. NCBI's taxonomy places the organism in Eukaryota, Metazoa, Platyhelminthes, Trematoda, Strigeidida, Schistosomatidae.
AUUUUUAAAGACUAAUCAAUGAGUUCAUAAAUUGACCUGUUUGCACAUUGAAUCGAUAGUUCAUCUAUUGACCUAUUUGCACAUCUAAUUGAUAGAUUCAUCAACUGACUGCUAUUCAACCAUUUAAUCGAUCAGUUCAUCACUUGACCCCAAUACAAAUAUUUAAACAUUUAAUCAAUAAGUUGAUCGAUGCGAUAAAGUUUAAAAUAUGAGUUUGGGGAUCUAUCGUCCCCAACAUCCGCCUUUGGACCUUGGGUUUGCUGCAUUUGGUCUUACCGCUCAACAGAUCUAUCUGGCAUGAUAGGACUUUGAGUAACGAUUGUCCCAGACAUUAUGGCGCGAUUGGUCAUAAAGACAGGCACACCUGACGACCACUUCAAGGUAGCAACAACGGCCGGGACCUAACCUGUAAGCCUAAGCAUAAUUACAGAUCUGCAAUCAUUUGUGCCCAAAAUGUGUAUAUUUCUUCUGAUCCAUCCUUACAUCUAUAAAGUGAACUUUUUUUCGUUUAGGUAACCAAAAUGAUUCAAUGCGAACACCGAACGCCAUACUUGGAAUUCGUUAUUGAACAUAUUGUGUUUAUUUUCAAACUCCUCUGGUGCUUUUUUCGUGAAGUUGCCAGCUAUAUUUUGCAAACAAUCAGUCCAGUUUAUAAGGAUCUUUCAUCGGACAUUAUACUUGUCACUGGUAACUAUUAUUGUAUAACAUUAUACUUUAAUUUUCUUCAACUCUCCAGGUGCAGGAAAUGGUAUUGGCAGGCUCAUGUGUUUGGAGUUUGCGAAAUUUUGUCCAAACAUAAUAGCUGUUGAUAAGAAUGAGAAGGGUCUAUUAGAAACAUCGAAGUUGGUUCAUAAGGAAACUAACAUUCAAAUUAAAUUUUAUGUAUGCGAUUUAAGACACAAAAAAGCUAUUGAUGAACUAUCGACAAGCGUUUUGAAAGAAUUUGGAAAAGUUACUGUUUUAGUGAAUAAUGCGGGUGUCAUGAAUGCAGAAUUUAUCACUGACUUAACACAUGAUUCCAUAGAAGAUUGUUUCCGAGUCAAUGUCUUGUCACAUUUCUAUUUAAUUCAAGCAUUCUUACCAUCUAUGAUUAACAAAAUAGAUGAGAAUUCAAGCUCUGGUAUUCCAGUCAAAUUUCGUCAUCCCAGAGGACAUAUCGUUUGCGUUUCAUCAAUAGCUGGUCGGGUACCUCUAGCAGGUGGUGCAGACUAUUGUGCAUCAAAAGCUGCAGCUCUGUUAUUUUCUGAAUCAUUAGAAUUGGAGCUGCUUAAGUUGGGUGUGGAUGAUGAAAUUCGUGUUACACGUAUAUUACCUUUUCUACUUAAUACAGAUAUGUUUAAGGGUGUUACACCCAAACAUCCUUUGCUCUUCCCUACUGUGGAUGCAAGCUAUUGUGCAAAUCGAAUCGUUCAAUCUGUACGUUUAAAUGAACGAGUUGUUUAUGUAUCGGCCCGAUAUCGUAUACUGCCCAUCUUACAAAUACUUUUUCCAACUAAAACGAUCCAUUGUCUGUAUGAAUACGCUAAUACAGGCAUGUAUGUUGAUCAAUUGAAGCUUUAUCGAAAAAAAAUCGGUGCCUUCAGUUAACCAAAGCACUUAACUUUUCUGUAAUCGCCUAUCAUAUACAUAAAUACUUUGAUUAAUUCAAUUAAUUCUUUUUACGUUUAAAUGAGCUCUUUGAUACUUAUUCAUCUGGUUUUUUUUGCGUAGAUUAAGAAAUAGAUGUUGAUUACGCGAGAUAUAUAGUCGUUCAAAGUUGUGUUGUGAGAAGUGUUUUGUGUGUUUAUCGUGUGCUUUUUUUAGACUGCAAUUAACAACCACUUGAUUAUCAUGCGUACUUUUACACUUGUUUUAUUUUGUACUGCCUAAUAAUACCUCUAAUAUGUUCAAUGUCCUUUGGAUAUUUAAAACAUUUCAUCUACUCGUUUACGGUUUUUUUCAUUCAUAAGUUUAAUUUUUGAUUUCUUUCCGAUAAACAAUGUGAUUAGUAGAAAGUUCAAACGAUUCAGUCGAUAUCAUAUCUUUUCAUGUUUAAUUUUGACCUAUUAUACAACAAUCAUUCAAUGUUACAGCUUACUACCAAAACUCUGCAUAUUUUCUCUAUAAAUUAGCCAUUAGUGACCACAUGAUAUUUAUCAGUCUGUUGAUUUUGUUGAAUGUUAUUGAAAUCUGUUAUACCUUGAAUCCCUAUCAGUAUAUGAUACCAUCAAUUAGAGAAGUGAUUUAUCGACCGAACCAAUGAUGUAUAAAACCUGUAAGAACUGUCUAGAGUUUUUAUCGGUCCCUUCUUCCUACCUAGCCCUGCCUGUUGAGUUCAGAACACUGAUCUCAGUUUCUGAACUAUGAAUCAUGUACUCC